This is a messenger RNA of Mesorhabditis belari, 513 nucleotides long. The record is from the annotation of a GenBank genome assembly. Lineage: Eukaryota; Metazoa; Nematoda; Chromadorea; Rhabditida; Rhabditidae.
AUGCUCAGAGCUUUGAUAUUCCUACCGCUGGCUUUUGCGCAAUUCGGGAAUACGAAUCUCGGUGGAUCGGUUGGAUGUGUGGUGACGAAAAACAAGCUGUUCUCAAGCGGGAAUUACAUCCGAGAUCUGAGCGAACCUGAAGUGAAAACCCUCAUUCAAUACAAAAAAGAUUUGAGCGUCUUCAGAAAAAAAAUCGCUGACGCUUUUGAUAAUGUUGAGAAUAUUGAGAAUAGUCCUUUAAAGAACUCAACAAUUCCUCCAAUGCCUAUCCGUCCAUCAAUGCCUUCAUUUUGUAUUGGAGCUGACACAACGAUGUAUAUUUUUGCGGGAUGCAGUGUUCAGAAUUAUAAAGUUUACAUUGGAAAGACUUUUGCAAGGAAUCUUGAUCAGAAAGAACGAGGGAAAUUGGAUAAAUUCAUUCGACAAAUGAAAGAAAAUGAAAGCAAAGCGGCAAAGGAUCAAAAUUCGACUCCGACCGCUCUCCAAAAAGAUCUCGAUUUAUGUAUGGAACUU